Molecule: messenger RNA, 1574 nt
Organism: Aedes aegypti (yellow fever mosquito)
Lineage: Eukaryota; Metazoa; Arthropoda; Insecta; Diptera; Culicidae
Gene: G6P
Product: glucose-6-phosphatase 3
Exons: 4
Coding region: 370-1371 (333 amino acids)
Biological process (GO): gluconeogenesis; glucose 6-phosphate metabolic process
Cellular component (GO): membrane
Molecular function (GO): glucose-6-phosphatase activity
Source: RefSeq, a predicted model, not a curated record
AUUGAUUUUCUGUCAAUUUAAUAACAUACACACCAGUUUUAAGUCCUUCUACUUUCCUGAUCCUUAAUCAGCUGAUGCUGACACAUCCUAAAUUAUUUGCACUUUAUUCCAAUCCCUCUCCCUUCCCAUUACCCCCCAGAAAAAAAUCUGCUCUAGGUUUACGUAUAGCGAAAGGAUUCACGCCCAGUCUGCAGCGUCGAAAAGGCAUUGAGGGCAAAAAUAGAAACUGGUGAUGAGCCUUCACACUAAAUAAUCGGCGAAACAGUUUUCCGAUACAUUUCGAUCGUUGGUUAACCAUUUGCGGCCUGGUUAUGAAAUUGUACAGUUAUCUUUUGAAGCGUGAAAUAUAUCAGAUUUUGUACGUGCAGGAUGUGUAAUUUUUCACGAUAUGAAGACUUCCUGGCCCUCAUCACCAAGGCCUUCGAUCCGAAGAUUUUGUUCCUUACGGUUAUUCCACUGGUGGCGGGGCUCAGCACUCGCUUGUAUUCCAGACUACUGUUGAGUGUACUGCUGACUGAGUACGCCAAUACAUUGAUAAAAUGGAUCCUCGCGGAAGACCGCCCGUUCUGGUGGGUUCGGGAAACCAAAGAGUUCACCACGCUCAACCGUCCAAAGUUGUACCAGAACGAGUUGACCUGCGAGCCGAGUCCGGGAAAUCCGUCCGGUCACUUGAUGACUUCCACAACCUACUUGUAUGUGAUAUUUUCCGUGCUCGAAGAAGCCGGAAUGCAAUAUGGGAAAAUGGUCGUUGUCGCACUUCGCGCCUGUUACUAUCUGUCGCUGCUCUUGAUUGCCGUUUCGAGGAUGUAUUUUGGGUGCCAUUUUCUACAUCAGUGCAUUAUAGGAAUCCUGCUGGGAGUAGCGAUGACCAAACUGACCAUGUCGCUAAGUUUUGAGAAAUAUCUGACAAAACUGACACGUAAGCGAAGACUGGGAUAUUGCAGCCUUAUUUGCCUGAUACUAUUUGUGGUCUAUUGGGGUCAGAAGCUGUUCGGAGUGGAUCCGCAAUGGUCGGUGAAGAUGGCGUUCAAAUGGUGCGAUGAUCCUUUUUAUUUGGAUCCGAGCACUACUCUAGUAUUCAGUAUUAUACGUCUCACCGGAUCGUUGGUUUCCUUUGCCGUUGUUGGACCUGUUCUGAAAUCGGCGCCGCUUGACUGGAAACGGAGUGUCCCGCUGACGCUGAUAAUGAUGACUAUCAAAUGGAUAGCUAUUAACUUCACGCCACGUUACUACGGGGUUAUAAUUUACUAUCUCUACACGUUUUUAGUGCAUCUGAUUUUCACCUACGGCUAUAUGCGCCUUGUGCCGGCCUUAACCAGCAUCCUAGUUGACUCCAGAGUACAACGCAACAGCAGGCCUAAAAUUAAUUAAAUUGCUACUCGCUGGCUGCAGUAGGCAGUUACUUAAACAUAGUUUAUUGUUACAAAAACAUCUUCGAUCAGGCUUAUUUGAGGCACAUAUCAAGCGCAUUCUUUCGCAUCGCUUACACUGUUACUGAAACAUAAGUAAAUUUCCUACAAUGAUUCUAAAUAAAACUAAAUAAAUAUUCUUUCUUAUGAAUGCUUUAUAAAUUA